Diabrotica virgifera virgifera (western corn rootworm) is the source of this 1941-nucleotide messenger RNA. Its product is annotated as peroxidase-like. The record is from RefSeq and is a predicted model, not a curated record. Bases 13 to 1851 code for a protein of 612 amino acids. Gene Ontology annotation, biological process: response to oxidative stress. The transcript has 9 exons. Gene Ontology annotation, molecular function: heme binding; peroxidase activity. Lineage: Eukaryota; Metazoa; Arthropoda; Insecta; Coleoptera; Chrysomelidae.
GACUUUUGCAACAUGGGGCAAGCUAACCAGUUACUUCUCUUUGGAAUUUUUCUUUUUCAUAAAAUUGUUUGUCUUGAAGCUGGCGCCCAGUAUUGUGGGAUAGUCCCAUCGUCUUGUCCGCCAAUCACUAAGGUUUACAGGACUGUUACAGGAGAAUGCAAUAACCAAAUAAAGCCAUGGUAUGGCACUAUUUUGUCGGAGUAUGACCGUUUAUUGCCUCCAAACUAUGCAGAUGGUAAUAGCAGCAUGCCAAAAGCCAAAAGUGGAAAGGCCCUUCCAAAUGCAAGAGCAGUACGUGUAAAAUGUCUUCCCGACGAUACUCUGUUCCAGAUUGAACAGUACACAACUCGUUUAAUUACUCCACUUUCACAGUUUGUUGCCCAUGAUUUGAGCGGUCUUCUCUUAACAAUUGCCAAUUUUUUUGUCUGUUGCACAGAAGAUAUGCAAAUAUUGCCGAACACGCCAGCCUAUUGUAUAAAUAUCCUUCUACCUUCAAACGAUAUACAGACUUUGGAAUGUAAUAUGACUUGCAUGCCUAUGGCAAGGACAAAGACAAAUUAUGACCAAAACUGCGACCUAGCUUCUCCAUACGCUCAACAGAUAACGACAACCACCGCUUUCUUAGAUCUAGACAUUGUAUAUGGAAACACCUUAGCAGUAAGUGCUUCUUUAAGAGUACCCAACCAUUAUUUGUUAGCAACUGAAGUAUUUAAUGGAAAAGAUUAUCCGCCCAAUGAUCCGACCAAAAGUACUUGUCCUUUAAUCCCUAGCAACGUCCAGGAAGUAUGCUUUAGAGGAGGUGAUAAAAGAAUGAAUCAAAACCCCGAUAUAACCAUUCAACAUAUUCUCUGGGUGAGGGCUCAUAACAAUAUAGCUACAAAACUAAAAAAAUUGAACCCGUGUUGGGAUAAUGAAAAAGUUUUCCAAGAGGCCAGAAAAAUUGUUAUCGCCCUGCACCAGUGGUUCACAUUUAACGAAAUGUUGCCAGAAAUUUUGGGCAAAUCGAACAUGUAUCAAUCUGGGUUGACAUUUGAAAGCUAUUAUUAUUUGUAUAUUAACGAUUACGAUCCAUAUUGUAGUCCGAAUGUUCUUAAUGAGUUUGCAACAGCUGCGUUUAGAGUAUUACACCCAUUUAUCACUGGAACACUUGGCCUUUUUAACGAAUGCCGUCAACCAUUUUUUGGCGUAGCACUUAGAGACUCCUUGGCUAGACCUCAAUUUACUAGGAACCAAUUUCAACCUUUGCUCACAGGAUCACUUACACAAAAAGCACACAAGCUUGGUCCGGAUUAUGACCCCGAGGUUACCAAUAGGCUUUUCCUAUUGAGAAAAAAAUAUGGCCUAGAUUUGAUUGCAAUUGAUAUUCAGAGAAGCAGAGAUCAUGGUGUACCGUUUUACAAUGAUUUAAGAGUUUACUGCGGUUUACCUAGGCCUAAGAAUUUUAGCGACCUUUCAGACUGUAUGAGUGCAGAGAAUAUUGCAAGAUUGCAAUCAACGUACGAAUCGGUGGCCGAUAUAGAUGGAAUAGUGGGAGGUAGUCUUGAAACACCUAAGUCUGGUGCAAAAGUGGGUCCAACAUUCCAUUGUAUCAUAACAAAACAGUUCCUGAGAGUCCGCAGAUGCGACAGAUUUUGGUUCGAGCACAAGGAGGCAGGAUUCUCCAAUGUUCAGCUAGCGGAAAUUAGAAAAACUAGUCUUGCUGGAUUUAUCUGUGAAAAUGGUAAUGAUGUUGAUAAGAUGCAACUAUAUGCUUUGAAGCCACCAGUGGAUCUAAAUUCUCCAAUCCCAUGCAACCUUAUCUACAAAUUGGACCUCAGCUACUGGAAAGACUAUACUUGCCCGGUAUAUUAAUGAAAUAUUUUAUAUAUUUUAAAACCUGGAAUUAACUUAAUAUAUGUAAACAGAAAAUUUAUAAUCUUGCACAAUAAAUUACUUUUUACC